Messenger RNA from Vanessa tameamea, 1045 nucleotides. RefSeq names its product peroxisome biogenesis factor 10 (gene Pex10). The coding region runs from base 15 to 836 and encodes 273 amino acids. Gene Ontology annotation, molecular function: zinc ion binding. Lineage: Eukaryota; Metazoa; Arthropoda; Insecta; Lepidoptera; Nymphalidae. The record is from RefSeq and is a predicted model, not a curated record. Gene Ontology annotation, biological process: protein import into peroxisome matrix. The transcript has a single exon. Gene Ontology annotation, cellular component: peroxisomal membrane.
AUUGUCAUUGAAUAAUGGCUUUACCGGAAGCACAACCUGCUGAAGUUCUUCGUGCAUGGCAAAAGGAUGAUCUGUAUGAAAAACAACUUGCUGGCUCUUUAGCAAGACUUGUUCCACCACAACAUGCAUCUAAAGCUGUUCCUAUAUCUUCACUACUGUACAAGUCAUUUACAACUCUCAAAGACUUGCAAACACUCGGAGAAGAAUAUUCUGGAAUAGUUCAGGUGGACGAAACGUACCAUAAACUGCCAUCGUUCAGCAGCCGACUUCUAAGCAUUUUGCUUUCAGCAUUUGGUGAAAAUUUAACAAGGAGAUUGCUAAGUAACAUGGAAAAGCAAAUUGAACAUAAUGCGACAUUAAGACCCGAAGCACAGAAUAUAAUAUUAGUUGUUUUAAAAGCUUUGAAUAACAUAGUACCUCAAGUUGAAAGUAUACAUAGAGCAUUAUCUUACAUAACUGGGGGACCAUUGCAAAUAGGUAAAACUGUAACUGGAAUUAAUUAUGUCCAUGUGAGGCCAGCGGCAGCUGCAUAUUACGCUCACUUAAGGUUGUUAGGUGUUGUGACUUUGUUACAUGCAUUCAUUUCUUGUGGACAAAGUUUUUAUCAAGCUAAGAAACAUAUGGAUGAUAUGAGAGAAUUCCCAAAUGAAGUAGAUAGCAAUAAAUCAUGUAUAGCAUGUUUAGAAGAGAUAAUUCAACCAUGUGCAUUAAUAUGUGGACAUAUAUUUUGUAUGAAUUGUUGUUAUGGAGCUCUGGAAAGCUGUCCUUUAUGUCGAACUCCCUUUGCAAAGAACACAGUUGUGCCAUUGAUGAACUAUCGUCCAGGUACUAUGUAAAGGUUAUGUUAGUAAAAUAUUUGGGCUCAAAGUCAAAUUUUAUAGGAAUGUGCAACUUGUUCAUAUGGGGCCGUUCAAGUAUUACGUAAGCACAAUUGGGGGGCGGAGGGUUCUUCCUUUUGCUUAUUUUGGAUGACAUGGGGGGUAGGGGAAUCUAGAUGAUGAUUACGUCAUCGGUAGUUAUUUACUUUUUUACACAAAUGGCAACC